CUCACUUCUCACUCACUAGUUGCAGCUUCCCAAGACCAAAUUUCUGCCAUGGGACAAGGCGAAGAUUCGAAGACUAAAAAUGAAUCCAACGUUCAAGUUCAGGAAAGAGGGGAAAUAUUCUUCUUUUAUCGACCAAAAGUCGGCAAACAAGCAGCACAUGGCUUCGACGAUGUCCAACGUUUAUACAUAGUUCUCCGUCCAGAGUCCGGGGAGCAUUCUGUUGAAGUUAAACAAGACCCUCAUUCCGGCAAGGAAGGUGAAGAACUUGGUUCUCACAUGGAACCCAACCGUGAUAUUUCUUCCGAUAAGGAACAUUCUGGCGGUGAGGGAGGAUAUGGGACAGAAGAAGUUAAUAUUGAGAAGGAGCCUUUGCUCCGGUUUAUUGUAAUGGGUCGGAAAAGUCUCCCGGAUCCUAGCAAGAAAACAGGGCAUCGUCCAUAUUGGGGUUUUGUGGAAAUGGUGACUACGAAAAUCGACGAUGUAAAAGCAGCUCUCAAAGGGCAAGAAUACGACACGGCAACUAGAGGGCACCGUGUAGUUGCUCCAGCUAGAGCUGUAGGAGAAGGAAUUUAUCGAAUUUUGAGGCAUAAUCCGAAGAAGAAAAUGCAUACCCAUUUGGUUUACAAGCUUGAAUUUCCAGCAGAGGAUGAGAAAAAUGAACCUCAGGAGGAAUUGAACAUAAAAAGAGAAGGGUCAUUUCUGAUUCAGAUUAAGAACCCGGAGCAACGUGGAAGUGGAUCGCAGUUUAGGGGGCUUCAGAAAAAGAGGAAGGCUACAUUUCCAGCUCACUUGCAAGGUGAAUUUGGGCAGCUGAGGUACCAUCCGGCAGACCCACCGGAUUUUUUGAACUAUGAAGGGUGUGAAUUUCUGCUGAUAUCUGCUUCUGAUGAUAUAGAAGAGGAAUUGGGGUUGGAAUUGAAGACGGAAACUGAAGCAGAACAUGAUCCGUCUUGUUCGGAUUUAGUGAGGACUUUUGGUGAAACUGCUCCAAUUCGCGCUCUUCUUAGAGGCACUUGGGUUUGAACUUGGUUUGUA
Solanum verrucosum is the source of this 1035-nucleotide messenger RNA. RefSeq lists its product as uncharacterized. The transcript has 2 exons. Lineage: Eukaryota; Viridiplantae; Streptophyta; Magnoliopsida; Solanales; Solanaceae. The coding region runs from base 49 to 1023 and encodes 324 amino acids. The record is from RefSeq and is a predicted model, not a curated record.